UGUACAGAAAUAAAGUUUGUCAAAUGAUCACUUAAGAGGUAACCGGAUCACACCUCACCAACACUACUGGCAAUGCUUGAUGAAUAGAGAAAUAGCGGAAAAAAAAAUCUAUGUGGAAGAAAUGUAGAACGAACAAUAUGCACCGUUACAAAAGCGUUCGUCAUUCAAUGUAAACAAGAGAAGAUGGAAGAAGAGGGACAAAUCCAGGAACCUCCCGCUCUUGGUGUGGAUGGACAGCCACCGCCUCAGGAGACCAAGCAAGAACAGGGGAGCAAGGUCCAGCCUACCAAGAAAAGCAAUCUACCCAGCCUUCCUACAUUGGCUCUGGGUGGGCAGUUCAUUAAGCAGAAAUUCAGGAUGGCUCUGUUGGUUGACGUGCUGCUGAAGGCAACAGGAGAUGCACCAAUUAUGAAGAAGAAAAAGUGGGCAGUGGAGGGAGAGAAGAGAGUUGGCUGGGUAGCUGACUUCAUCCGAAAGUAUCUCAAGAUGGACCAGAAUGACUCCUUGUUUGUGUAUGUGAACCAGAGCUUUGCACCAGCACCUGACCAAGUGGUAAGAAACUUGUAUGAGUGCUUUGGUUCCGAUGGAAAGUUGGUGUUGCACUACUGCCGUACCCAAGCAUGGGGGUGAAUGGGGUCAGCUCUGUGAGUGAAAGGGAGAGUCUAUGAAAUAAAAGACAUGAGCCAAAGGUUGACUAAGACAAACACUAAAAAAUUAUAUUUGAAAAACAUUAAAUCUAAAACUGUUUGUGCUGUGAAGUCUGAAAUUUAGUUUAUGAAUAAAAAAAAAGUGGUUGAUAACUGUAUAGUAAUUUAAUAAAAACAAAAAAAUUAUCUGUUCAUAUCAAGUGAUAGAAACAAAUUGAAAGAAUAAAUGGUAUUUGGCAAAAGAAAGAGAAAAAUACAUGUAGCUUAGAAAACUGAGUGAUUUUUAAUUGGGAACACAAACUAAAAGGGGAUUAGAUAACAUACGUCAAAAAAUAGUAAAUGUUGCUGUGUAACAGACAUUCAUUCAGGCAGUGUGGUCAGGGAGGAUUGGUCCUCUUUCUCCUAGAGGAUAAAAUGUGAAGGAAUGCUCAUUGGUGAGUGUAUGUAUGUGGAUGUGUGGUCUUUCCUACCCAUCAUUUGCACAGGAUGUCAACCUGGCAAAUAGAUAUGAUAAAUAAAGCAUUGUACUUUAAGCAAAUGUCAGUAAAUCAAGUGAAAUAUUAUAAUGUGAACACUGCAAAAAAGUCUGUGAGAAAUUCUUAACUUGACAGAUUAAAAUGCAGAUCAGAUGUUCUUAUGUUGCUAGUUAGAAAAAAAAAAUGUAAAUGUGAUUAAAUAUAUGAAUACAUAAGACUAGAUAGCAUUAACUUUCUGUAUAAUAGAAAAAAGAAAACUUGUUUAAUUAUCAAAAUGACAAAUAGUAAAAAGGGAUUUUACUCAUCAUUGGAAGAAAUGGCACCAAAGUUGAUGCAUGAUCCAUGUUAGAAUUAUAAGGGAAGAAUGUUAAGCAGAGGGAUCCUGGGUAGCAUUACUUCAGUAGAAGCAUAGUGGAUGGGAUGUUUAAAAAUAUAUUAUUGUUAGCUAUUUUCACAACUUUUUCAUGCAUUGAAAAGUUAUAUUGUGGACAUAUAUGAAUUCAGUUCAUUGUGUUUCCCGUGAGAUGAUCUUGUCAUGUAAUGUUUAUUUUAUGAAAAAAUAAAAAAUAAAAAAAAAUAUAUAUAUAUAUAUAUAUAUAUAUAUAUAUAUAUAUAUAUAUAUAUAUAUAUAUAUAUAUAUAUAUAUAUAUAUAUAUAUAUAUAUAUAUAUAUAUAUAUAUAUAUAUAUAUAUAUAUAUAUAUUGCUUAAUUACAUUAGAAAAUACAAAUUUUACAAUGUUUGGCGAAGAAAAUGUGGGCAAGAUUUUGAGUCUAUCUUGUGCAACAUAAAACUGAGAUAUGAAGGGUGUAUGCACCAUCUUGAUUCCAAGAUUGUCAACAUUUGCAAUAUAUUUGUAGCGUUGUGACUCAUGUGUGAUAUACAUGUCAUUACCUAAGCUGGCACCUGAAUACUGCUCCAUGCAUUAUUUUAUUUUCUCUGAUAUAUAUCAGCCCAAGGAAAGACUUACAGAUAUCGAUAAGGAGACAUUGUUGAAGUUCAUGCUUUAUACAGGGUGUCUUGCAAGUUAAGAUACAUAGUUCAAGUAAUUCUAAGUCAAAAAUACUCUAUACACAUUUGCUGCAUUUUGCUUUAUUUUGCAAGAAAUUAACACAUAAGUUGUGUGUUGCAGGAGGUGCUCACCUGGGUGGGUUUCUACCUCCUUCUUUCCCUCCUUGGCUCACUACAUACUUGAGUGGCACCGCGCAGCAUUAAGUGAUCAUUUAUUGUGUAUGAUCUAUGCAUUCAGAGCCUUACAAGAAACAACAAAUGACAGAUUAAAUUUAAGUGAUUUCAAAUUUUGCUAUGUUCUGUGAAUUUUGCCCCUUUCAGUAUUUGUAUUUGUAUUCUUGUACUGAUGGUGGGGUUUUGUAUUGUCACCUGGAUGAUGCCACCUUGAGCUGGUCCAACAUGCUCAGCUACUGCAGAAGUACCAGAAAAACAUCCUCUUUCAGGGAGAUGCUGACACACUGUUAUCUGGUUGUCUUAUGUCUUGUGUUACCUGUGCCUGUAUUCUGCUGCUGCAACCAGGUAUUCCCAUCACAGAGUGAAUAUCAUGUCAUGAAUAUCAUCACAUGAAUAUUUUGUCCAAAUACUUAUUGUUACUGAAUGUGAAAGGCAUCUUCACCAUAGCAAGAGGUGCACUUUGGCAGUCUGCUGAUUAAGGAGAGUUGUCACUUAGGUGUCAAGACAUCAACUGUUGAUUGUUGAGUGUUGAGGGAGUGACAGUUGCAGUGAGUUGCCAUGUAUGUUUUGAAAAGUAGCACUUAACAACACUGUAUUGCUGUGUUACCUGUACAUUUUCUUCACUGACACAUACAAAAAUUUAACAUGCCAUUUGCUAUUUCCCGUAAGGAUUUGACUGCAUAGAUUGUGCACAAAAAAUGAUCACUUAAUGCCAUGCAGUACCACUUGAGUGUGUAGUGAGCUGAGGAGGGAAGGAAGGAGGUGGAAGCCCAUCCAGGCAAGCGUCUCCUACAACACACAACUUAUAUAUCAAUUUCUCACAAAAUGAAGUAAAACACAGCAUAUGUGUAUAGUAUUCUCAACUUUGAAUUACUCAAACUAUCAAAUCCUGAAGUAUGUACCUUAACUCAUGGGACACCCUGUACACAACAACUAGGUGAAACUAAAUUGGUAACUACACACACAUACCUAUAUGUAUCACUUAGAAAGAAAGAAAGCAAGUAUUCAUUGAAGUCUUGUGUGAAAUGUGUUGCUAUUGUGUCAAGAAAUGGCAUCAGUAUAAUGAAGAAUGUAUAAAUUAUUGUUACAUACCUGUCAGAAUGAUGAUUGAAGAUAUUGCAUAUAAAAAAGAAAAACAGUGAUAGCUAGCUGACAUAUGAAUGCCUACUUAUACUCUGUGUGGAAUAAGUAAAGGUUUGUGUGUGUGUGCGUGUGUUGUGUGUGUGUGUGUGUGUGACUUCAUAAGUGAUCUGUAAUGUACCAUUCAUUAAAUACAUUUUCUAUGCAAA
Messenger RNA from Scylla paramamosain (green mud crab), 3595 nucleotides. It is a transcript of the gene Atg12, whose product is annotated as autophagy protein 12-like. The coding region runs from base 184 to 630 and encodes 148 amino acids. Gene Ontology annotation, cellular component: phagophore assembly site membrane; Atg12-Atg5-Atg16 complex; cytoplasm. Gene Ontology annotation, biological process: nucleophagy; autophagosome assembly; autophagy of mitochondrion. Lineage: Eukaryota; Metazoa; Arthropoda; Malacostraca; Decapoda; Portunidae. The record is from RefSeq and is a predicted model, not a curated record. The transcript is spliced from 4 exons.